CUGACCGUGAAGGAGAUGCAACUGUUUACCAUAAAAAGACUUCCAUUACUCCUUCCGUCUCCUCCUAGGAAAGCAUCUUCCCCCUCUCUCUCCCCCUCUUUCUCUCUCUCGUGUUCUCGACAGAUGAACUAGAGCAUCUGCUCUGGUGGAUUCUCGAUCCGAGAGAGAGAGAAAAAAAGAAAGAGAGAUCAUGGUGAGGGAGAAGAUACAGAUACGGAAGAUCGAUAACACGGCGGCGCGGCAGGUGACGUUCUCCAAGCGGCGGCGGGGGCUGUUCAAGAAGGCGGCGGAACUGUCGGUGCUCUGCGAUGCUGACGUGGCGCUCAUCGUCUUCUCCUCCACCGGCAAGCUCUUCGAGUUCUGCAGCUCCAGCAUGAAGCAGAUCCUUGAGAAGCAUAGCACACACUCGAAGAACCUUGAUAAGCAAGACCAACUCUCCCUCGACUUAAACUUGGACAAUAAGUAUGCAAAUCUGAAUAAACAAGUUACAGAAGCAAGCCUCCAACUAAGGCAGAUGAGAGGGGAGGCACUUGAAAGUCUAAGUGUCGAAGAGCUACAGCAGUUAGAGAAAAAACUUGAAGCCGGAUUAAGUCGAGUGUUAGAAAGAAAGGAUGCAAACUUCAUGGAGCAAAUUAAUAGUCUUCAGGAGAAGGCGCUACGACUGGCAGAAGAAAACUUGAGGCUUAGCCAAAAUGUUUCGGGCAUGACAAACACGGGGAAGGAGCAGGCGAUGAUAGAUAGAGAGAAUGUUGUUAAUGAAGAUGGGCAGACCUCUGAAUCUGUGACUAAUGCUUCUUCGCACUCCGGAGGUCCCCCAGAAUGCGAUGAUAGUUCAGACACAUCGCUCAAGCUCGGGCUGCCUUACUGCUAGUCGGAAGGAAUAUUACGAGAAGCUGUUGAUGGAAGAGAAGGAUCUACCUGCUUUGGAUAGCAGCAAAUGUAGCUGUGAGUCGGUAGCAUAUAAAAGUUGUACAAAUAAUGCAGGUGUGUUAGGAAUAAGGAUUGCAGUGAUGCAUGCCACUCAUGCUCAUGUUCCUCUGGACUCUUGAACUGAUGUGUGUCGUCAUGGUGUGUCUCACCACCACAUUAGUAUGUUUAUCAAUCUGCUUGUAUUGCAUGAAGGAGAUGAUCAAACUUAGAAUCAUUUAGAAAAAUGCAUGUACUUUGCAUAAUUACGAUACAGAUAAUGUAUAACUCAUCACUGCCUUCAUGUUAAGAAAUUCUUUGUGAUUGA
Molecule: messenger RNA, 1234 nt
Organism: Zingiber officinale
Lineage: Eukaryota; Viridiplantae; Streptophyta; Magnoliopsida; Zingiberales; Zingiberaceae
Product: MADS-box protein JOINTLESS-like
Exons: 9
Coding region: 191-871 (226 amino acids)
Biological process (GO): positive regulation of transcription by RNA polymerase II
Cellular component (GO): nucleus
Molecular function (GO): protein dimerization activity; RNA polymerase II cis-regulatory region sequence-specific DNA binding; DNA-binding transcription factor activity, RNA polymerase II-specific
Source: RefSeq, a predicted model, not a curated record